Molecule: messenger RNA, 846 nt
Organism: Closterium sp. Yama58-4
Lineage: Eukaryota; Viridiplantae; Streptophyta; Zygnematophyceae; Desmidiales; Closteriaceae
Source: the annotation of a GenBank genome assembly
AUGGGAGAUGACACGCGGCGAGAUGACACGGGAGGUGACGCGAGGCUGGAUUUGAGUGUGCAGGGACUAAGCUCUCAACAGGGAGGGGGAUCGGACGGCUCGGAUGGUCCAUGCUGGAAGAAGCGCGCUGUCGGGGGUGUUUCUCCGGGCGUACCCGCUGUAGCAUUGUCACGGGAGAUGUCGUCCUCAGGUGCACCUUCCUCGGGUGCGCCGUCUUCAGGUGCACCGCCCUUGGAUGCACCGUCGUCGGGUGCACCAUCCUCGGUACUAUCUGUUCCGACUCCAACAGCCGUCGCGUCUACCUAUGUCGCCUCCCCAUCCUCUUCCUCCGCCUCACCGCUCCGCCUUCCCUCUCCGCUCCGCCUCCCCUCCCCCCUCCGCCUUAACUCCCCUCUGCGCUUCUCCCGCAGGUCUUCCCCGGCCCUUGUGCAGGGGACAGUUGGCGCAAGUCCGCGCAACCCUCCGCACCAGGGGGGACCGCAAGAGCCUUCCAGUUCCCCACACUACCGCGGAGUGCGAUUGCGCCCAUGGGGAAAAUGGGCGGCGGAGAUUCGCGAUACCGCUAACAGCGCGCGCCUGUGGCUGGGCACGUUCCCCACGGCGGAAACGGCGGCGCUGGCGUAUGACGUGGCAGCGAUGGCGAUUCGGGGAAACACGGCGAAACUUAAUAUGGAGCAGCAUCGAGAGUUGGCGAGCGAAGUUCGCGAUCUGGUGAGAACUACGGCGGGGGGAUGGGGAACUGCGCCAGGGGCGCUGGCGCUGAUAUGGGCGCGCUGGGGAGCGGGGGAAGCGGGGGAGGCGGGGGAAGCGGGGGAGGCGGAGGAAGCAGCGGGGGAGGCGGGGUAA